Molecule: messenger RNA, 729 nt
Organism: Eptesicus fuscus (big brown bat)
Lineage: Eukaryota; Metazoa; Chordata; Mammalia; Chiroptera; Vespertilionidae
Product: carcinoembryonic antigen-related cell adhesion molecule 21-like
Exons: 3
Coding region: 1-696 (231 amino acids)
Biological process (GO): signal transduction; regulation of immune system process
Cellular component (GO): cell surface; plasma membrane
Molecular function (GO): protein tyrosine kinase binding
Source: RefSeq, a predicted model, not a curated record
AUGGAGUCCCUCUCAGCCCCUAUCCACAGGGGACCUGUCACCUGGCACGGGCUCCUGCUGGCUGUUUCACUCUUAAAUUUCUGGAGCCCACCAAGCACUGCCGAACUUGCUAUUGUGUCAACCAAUGCUGUCCAAGGGAGUAAUGCGAUUCUACGUAUCCGCAAUAAGCCUCCUAAUGCUAUAGGCUUCACGUGGUACAGGUGGGAAGCAGAACACUCCAAUCCUAAUAUUGCAACUCUUACACUGCAAGAAAGAAGGUAUAAAACAGAGCCUGCAUACAGCGGUCGAGCAAAGAUAAACGUUAAUGGAUCCUUGCAGUUAAAGAAUGUCACCCCGAGGGACACAGGAAUCUACACCGUAAAAGUCCACCUUCCAGACUCAAAACAAGAAAUAGGAUUUGGACGGCUCGAUGUAUACCAGCCAGUGAGAGUGCCCAUAAUCCUAGCCAGCAAUACAACAGUCAUGGAGCAUAAGGAUUCCGUGAUCCUGGCCUGCUACACAAAUGCAGUCUCCAUCCAGUGGUUCCUCAAUGGCAUGAAUCUGCAGCUGACAGAGAGGAUGAAGCUGUCCUGGGAAAACAGAAUUCUCAUCAUAGACCCUGUCAGGAGGGAGGAUGCUGGGAAUUACCAGUGUGAAGCGUCCAACCCUGUCAGUUCUGCUAAAAGUGUACCAGUUGAGCUGGAUAUAAAAUUGUAGUGAGCCUCCUCCCUUCCUCUACAUUAUUAAACU